Molecule: messenger RNA, 1996 nt
Organism: Dunckerocampus dactyliophorus (ringed pipefish)
Lineage: Eukaryota; Metazoa; Chordata; Actinopteri; Syngnathiformes; Syngnathidae
Gene: gatd3l
Product: glutamine amidotransferase class 1 domain containing 3, like
Exons: 7
Coding region: 52-858 (268 amino acids)
Cellular component (GO): mitochondrion
Source: RefSeq, a predicted model, not a curated record
CGCCGCCGCACGUAGGACCUUUCAUGAUUUGACACACUCUGAAGAUCAACCAUGCUGGCAUCCAGGGCUCUGCUAUCCAAACAGACACUGGCGGUUCUCGCUCAACAACCAGCCGCCUUUGUCCAUCAUGGCACCCAAGGCACCUGGGGGAACACCAACGUGGCCGUGGUGUUCUCCGGAUGUGGCUGGUGGGACGGGACUGAUGUCCACGAGGGCGUCUACACCAUGUACCACCUGAGCCGCAACGGUGCCCGCUUCCAGAUGUUUGCUCCGAACCAGCAGCAGACUGAAGUGAUGGACCACAUGAAGAAGCAGGCCUCCUCCGGAGACCGGAACACGAUGGUGGAGUCUGCUCGCUUCAGUCACAACCAAGGAAUGAUGCAAAUGCACGAUCUGUCCAAGCUGGACGUCAACACCUUUGACGCUGUCAUCUUUCCUGGAGGCCACGGGGUCAUCAAGAACUUGUCGUCUUUCAUGAAGGAUGGUAAAGACUGCAAGCUGCACGGUGAUGUGGAAAGGGUGCUGAAAGAGUUCCAUCGCUCACGUAAGCCCAUUGGUUUGUCCAGCAUGGCGCCUGUGCUAGCUUGCCGGGUGCUGCCCAGCCUGGAGGUGACCAUGGGCUACGAACGAGAAGACACCAGCCGCUGGGGGAAGUGGCCUCACACCAACAUGGUGCAGGUUGUUAAGAGCAUGGGGGCACGUCACAAUGUCCGCGAGCCAUACGAGGCCCACGUGGACGAGAAGAACAAAGUGGUCAGCACUCCGUCCUUCAUGUGGGAGACGGACUUCCACUAUCAUUAUAUAUUUGAUGGCAUUGGAAAUAUGGUCAAGCAUGUCAUGCGCAUGUCAAGCAAGUGAUGGAAAAGAUACAGCUAGCGUGAUAACAAUGACCUCUGAAUCACAUGCACGCACCAACCACAACAUUAGGUACACCUGCACAAUCUAAUCCAGUGGUCCCCAACCUUUUUUGACCCACGGACCGGCUUGUGUUCCCACAAAAUCUCCCGCGGACGGGUGGGGGUUCACAAAAUGAAUGCCGACCCACCAUCCACCAGUUCAAGUUCCAGCCAAGUUUUUCCAGAGAGAUUAUUACAUUGCUGUUUGACGUGUGUGGGAAAAGGCAGUGCUCUAGCAUGAAUUAACUUGAGACAAAUGUGCACAUUAGCACUUAAUAAGUCAUCAAAACUUACCUUUAUGCAUUCCUGCAUAGUAUCAGCAUUUGACACCAAAUAUGAGGUGAAAGAAAAAAUGGUAAAAAUACAGUAGUAGUCUAUCUGUGCGGCAUGAGAUAAAGUUAGCACACGCACGAUGGACAUGCGUCAAGUGAGAUGGAUGUAACAGAGAGAAUCCGGCCACUUUUCAAAAUAAAACAUUAAAAAAUGAAAUAAUGGAAAUUAAUUUUUCUUUCUGUGCGGUCCGGUACCAAAUGACCGGGGGUUGGGGACCACUGAUCUAAUCCACUACAAAGCUGUAUCACAAAUUCUGCCUUUACGAAGACCAUCAUUCUCAGUUUUGAGUGACGCUGUUGAAAGGUAUUUAUUUAACACUAUUGUAUUGUAGUUUGUAGUGAUGCACAAAUAAAGGGAACACCCAUCCCGGAUGGCAAUCGAUGAAAUAUUCCAAUAUUAUGUAGCGGAAUUCGAGGAAAGAACCCCAAUAUUACACUGGAUGUCAGAUGUACCUUAUGAAAUGGCUAGUGUGUGUAGAAGCUUUAGUCAAAGCAGGUGCUCUGUGUAUUUGUGAGUGACGUGUGUAUCACGUAAGAUGUUGGUGAGGGUCAUUCGAACUGAACAACAGCACAAUGACAGGCAUUAUUCAUCAUACAUUCAAAUAUUUGCACCACUCUGCAAUAAACUAUAGAGACUUGUCACUCAGCGGUACUACACACGCCACACAUUGAAGUACACACAAAAAAAUGACAUUAGCUUUAUAGCUUGUAUGCAGGUAUAAAAAAAUGCCCUCAUAUUUCUAAAAUAAAAAGAAAUAAUGAGCAAAA